Molecule: messenger RNA, 1690 nt
Organism: Ananas comosus (pineapple)
Lineage: Eukaryota; Viridiplantae; Streptophyta; Magnoliopsida; Poales; Bromeliaceae
Product: probable N-acetyl-gamma-glutamyl-phosphate reductase, chloroplastic
Exons: 15
Coding region: 144-1355 (403 amino acids)
Biological process (GO): L-arginine biosynthetic process
Molecular function (GO): protein dimerization activity; NAD binding; NADP+ binding
Source: RefSeq, a predicted model, not a curated record
AUGCAAUUAACCUCCGAAACAAAACCCUGUAAAAUGUAUCAGUAGCGUUGCUCAUGUUCUAGAGGCGCCACGCUUCCUCCGUUCCUACGCCUAGGGUUUAUAGAAUCGACCAUCUAAUUUACGAGCAAAGGAGUUUGAAGGAAAUGAGCUCGGCAAUACUCCGAUCUGCUUCGAUCGAUCUUGUGUUGCCCCACAAGAAUGAAACCCUAAGGUCGAAACCACAGCAAUGUAAUGGAUCUCUUCUUCGUGCGAGAGCAUCUGUUGCUUCGUCGCCGCAAAGCUUGCGGUCUAUGAAGGAGAUGAUCGAUGUUUCGGAGAAAUCGGUUCGAAUCGGGGUCCUGGGUGCUAGUGGUUAUACUGGGGCUGAGAUUGUUCGGCUUCUGGCAAACCAUCCACACUUUGGUAUCACAAUGAUGACUGCUGACAGAAAAGCUGGUCGAUCGAUUGGAUCGGUGUUUCCUCACUUAAUGGCACAAGAUUUGCCUGCAAUGGUUGCAAUCAAAGAUGCAGAUUUUUCUGAUGUUGAUGCUGUAUUCUGUUGCCUGCCACAUGGAACAACACAGGAGAUCAUUAAAAGCCUGCCUAAGCAGCUGAAGAUUGUUGAUCUCUCUGCAGAUUUUCGAUUGCGCAAUAUUGAUGAAUAUGAAGAGUGGUAUGGCCUACCACAUAAAGCACCAGAGUUACAGAAAGAGGCUGUAUAUGGUUUGACAGAAGUUUCAAGAGACCAAAUUCGAAAUGCACGACUUGUUGCAAAUCCUGGAUGUUAUCCUACGUCCAUUCAGCUUCCUCUUGUUCCACUUAUAAAGGCUGGCCUUAUAGAACUGAGAAACAUCAUUAUUGAUGCCAAAUCUGGGGUCAGUGGAGCAGGGCGCGGAGCUAAGGAGGCAAAUCUUUACACUGAAAUUUCAGAAGGUCUUCACUCUUAUGGGAUUACGAAGCAUCGCCAUGUUCCUGAGAUUGAACAAGGACUUUCUGAUGCGUCACAUUCUAAGGUGACUGUGAGCUUCACCCCACAUCUAAUGCCUAUGAGCCGUGGAAUGCAAUCGACGAUAUAUGUGGAGAUGGCACCUGGAGUGACUAUUGAUGAUUUAUACCAGAAACUAUUGUCUACUUAUGAGGAUGAAGAAUUUGUCAGGUUAUUGGAAAAAGGAGCGAUCCCUCACACACGCCAUGUUCGGGGUUCGAAUUACUGCUUCAUGAAUGUCUUCCAAGAUCGGAUUCCAGGCAGAGCGAUUAUUAUCUCCGUUAUUGAUAACUUAGUUAAAGGAGCUUCGGGGCAAGCACUACAAAAUCUCAAUCUGAUGCUGGGAUUUCCGGAGAACAUUGGCCUUAACUACCAGCCAUUGUUUCCGUAAAAUAUUUCCUUUUUCGCAAAGGGGUCGCGAAUGAGCUCCUGAUUGUUUACUUUGUUUCCACCUGAUGCUUAAAAAGCUAAAUCAUGCGGCAGGCAGGUGAUGAAGAGAUUGCAGUGGUGUUAUUUUGUAUAAUUAUUUAUCCGUAGUGAUAACAUUAUACAAAUAAGAUAACUUAAAUCGUUUACUUCUGUUAGUUUCAAUAAUCGUAGCAUUUGUUUACUAUUUGGAAUAAUGUAAUUUUAAGGUCGGAAAUGCUUGUAUUUGUCAUGAUAAGAUGAUAAAUGUGAUGAUUGUUCUUUCAAAAUAAAAAUCUGAUAAAAGUACUUUUUACUGGA